GCCCUGGCCCCCCGCUGCCUGCAGGUGCCCCCUUCCUCCAAGGAGGGGUCCCAACACCUUGAGUGGGCUCCCGGGACGCCCGGCAACCGCUUCCAAGCAUGAGGGCAGGAGAGGACAGCGGUAAAGGAAUGAACAAGGCUCUGGGAAAAGCUUUGCAAGUCCGAGUUGCAAUUUCUGAACAAUUCUGUCCAGGUGACUGUGUCCAGGUUAUGACGACUAAUCCAAAGCCAAACAAAGCAUUUAAGGUCAAGGAGGAGUCGGGAGAAAACGCCCCGGUGCUGAGCGAUGAUGAACUCGUGUCGAUGUCUGUGCGGGAGUUGAACCAGCACCUGCGAGGUCUCACCAAAGAGGAGGUGAUUCGCUUGAAGCAACGGCGGCGGACGCUCAAGAACCGGGGCUACGCGGCCAGCUGCCGGAUCAAGCGGGUGACGCAGAAGGAGGAACUGGAGAGGCAGCGGGUGGAGCUGCAGCAGGAAGUGGAGAAGCUGGCUCGGGAGAACAGCAGCAUGAAAUUGGAGCUGGAUGCCUUGCGCUCCAAGUACGAAGCCCUGCAGACCUUCGCGCGCACCGUGGCCCGCGGCCCCAUCACCCCCACCAAAGUGGCCACCACCAGCGUCAUCACCAUCGUCAAGUCCGCCGAAAUCUCCUCCAGCUCCGUGCCGUUCUCGGCGGCGUCCUAAUGUCCAAGGAGAGAGAACUCGCUGCCUGGCUGGAGGAGGGGACUCGGCAGAGCCCGCUUCUCCUUCCCUCGAAUCAGACGUCCGCCUUCCCCCUCCCCCCGAAAGGGAGCUGGCCAGCCACGUAGCGGCAGGCUCUCCGAAGGGGAAGUGAACUGGCGGCUUUACCUCUUGCUCAGUAAGCCCUUCGGGGGCUGAAAUUGAAAUUCCACGUCUAGCCCUGCCGGAAUCCGACGGAGGCGCCUCGCACAGCUCUCUCUUCCUCGCUGGUCUUCGUUUAAGCCCCAGUCGACAUGAGGUAUCGAAGGAACGGGCGCUCGGCGAAAAUUUCAAACGGAUAACAUGGUAGAAUCGUCAGGCCACGGGAUAAAAAAACAACCCCUCUUCCUCUAGUUAGGAAAGAAAAAGUAAAAG
Pseudonaja textilis is the source of this 1091-nucleotide messenger RNA. RefSeq names its product MAF bZIP transcription factor K (gene MAFK). NCBI's taxonomy places the organism in Eukaryota, Metazoa, Chordata, Lepidosauria, Squamata, Elapidae. Gene Ontology annotation, molecular function: DNA-binding transcription factor activity, RNA polymerase II-specific; RNA polymerase II cis-regulatory region sequence-specific DNA binding. Gene Ontology annotation, biological process: regulation of transcription by RNA polymerase II. Gene Ontology annotation, cellular component: nucleus. The record is from RefSeq and is a predicted model, not a curated record.